GGGAAACAUGAGAAGUGAGGAGAAUCGGACCAUGCGUUGGCCUCUGUACGCAGUUCAGCUGCAGUGGCUGUAGCGGUAAUCCUGUGGCGGUUGGAGGGAGGGGAAAGGUUGGGGAAGAAGCAAAUGCCGGCUUGCACGCCCUGCGUUGUCCAUUAUGCUCGGUAGAUGUGUGUUUUGCUUUUGCCUUUUUUUGCUUUUUUGAUGCGCUCUGCUCACCGUUGUUUGUUUCUUUCUCCGACUUCUUAUCUAGCUAGCCCUCUUCAGUUUCGAGUCGCAAGCCCCCAAUGUCAUGCAGCCAUUGCGGCCUUGGAGGAGAAUGAGGCCACGCCCUAGACCCUCGGACAUGUAAGAUGAGAUGAGAUGAGAUGAGAUUUCUUCUCCCCCUCCCUCUACGAUCCCAUCGUGGCCAUUUUUUUUUUACCGCUACGGGCUGCACGUGCCAGCAGCUGUCGUGGACCUUACAGCUGCAACGAGGCCAAGAUGCGCAGCGCAGUCGGCCUCAACGGAGCGGGCAGAGUCAAUGCAGGAGAGGAGACGGGGGGGCUGAAGACCAUGGUCCAAUGCAAGGUGUGGAGGAUGAUGAUGAUGAUUGUUUCUUCUUUUCUUUUAUUUGCUUUGUUUCUGUCUCGAGAAGACCGUCACUACGCCCCCCAUUUGCCCGUCGACAUCCGUUGAUACACCAUCCGAUCCACGGCGACGGCGACCGUCUCCGUCCCCGCGCUCGAGCGGGCACGGUCCUAUUCGCGGCGUUAAGCAUAGGCGCUGUCUUAUUAUUCACGCCCGCAGUGCAACAUCUCGAGAAGAUCAAGUCUCGCCUGGCCAGGCUGGAAUAUAGACUAUUAUGUUAAGUUAUAGAGUAGGGUCCGACCGAAGGGGGGGGGGGCAGUGCGAGACCUGCGACACUGCGGUGCGGUGCGGUGCGGUGCGGUGCGGUGCGGUG
Molecule: messenger RNA, 940 nt
Organism: Ilyonectria robusta
Lineage: Eukaryota; Fungi; Ascomycota; Sordariomycetes; Hypocreales; Nectriaceae
Exons: 1
Coding region: 366-848 (160 amino acids)
Source: RefSeq, a predicted model, not a curated record